This is a messenger RNA of Arabidopsis lyrata subsp. lyrata, 707 nucleotides long. Its product is annotated as cytochrome b5. The transcript is spliced from 4 exons. Gene Ontology annotation, molecular function: heme binding. Gene Ontology annotation, cellular component: intracellular membrane-bounded organelle; membrane. NCBI's taxonomy places the organism in Eukaryota, Viridiplantae, Streptophyta, Magnoliopsida, Brassicales, Brassicaceae. The record is from RefSeq and is a predicted model, not a curated record. The coding region runs from base 123 to 527 and encodes 134 amino acids.
UUUAAUAAAACUUGAACACAAUUAAGUAGGUGAGGAACCACAAAUUUCUUCCGUCUUGUGCUGAUUACUCUUUCUGAGCUUUGGAGCUAUCGAAAUUUCUGAAUCUGAAAGUUUGAGUAGAGAUGGCUUCAGAUCGAAAAGUUUUAACUUUCGAAGAAGUUUCACAGCACAACAAAACUAAGGAUUGUUGGCUUAUUAUUUCCGGCAAGGUGUAUGAUGUGACUCCAUUCAUGGAUGAUCACCCUGGAGGUGAUGAAGUCUUGUUGUCCUCAACAGGGAAAGAUGCUACAAAUGAUUUUGAAGACGUUGGUCACAGCGACACUGCUAGGGACAUGAUGGAUAAAUAUUUCAUUGGUGAGAUUGAUUCGUCUAGUGUUCCAGCAACAAGGACAUAUGUUGCACCGCAGCAACCAGCGUACAACCAAGACAAGACACCGGAAUUCAUCAUCAAGAUUCUUCAGUUCCUUGUUCCGAUCUUGAUCUUGGGACUGGCUCUUGUCGUCCGUCACUAUACCAAGAAAGACUAGAAGCCAAAGGCUUGCUUUUGCUUGUCAUUGAUUAUCUCUACCGAUCUGUGUCUAUCUCUCUUGCUAAAAAAGUACUGUUACUGUUGUUUGGUCUUAGACUGAUUCUUGUUGAAAUUACGAACCAAAAAUAUUGUGUUGCUAGUUUCGUCGUGGUCGCCUAGUUUUGCUUUGUUGAGUUUA